Trichophyton benhamiae CBS 112371 is the source of this 1503-nucleotide messenger RNA. RefSeq lists its product as uncharacterized. The transcript has a single exon. The record is from RefSeq and is a predicted model, not a curated record. The coding region runs from base 1 to 1503 and encodes 500 amino acids. NCBI's taxonomy places the organism in Eukaryota, Fungi, Ascomycota, Eurotiomycetes, Onygenales, Arthrodermataceae. Gene Ontology annotation, molecular function: protein binding.
AUGGCACUGGCACUUCUUACCCUCCCCCCGGAAAUCCAGAUGUUGAUCUUCUCCUAUCUGCCCAACAGCACCAUCAAGAACCUACGUCUAACAUGCUCAUCCAUAAAAAAUGCCGCCCGUCUCAACCUGGACCGAGUCUUCUUAUCCAUUCAAAAGCGAGAUAUUGAGGUAUUCCGCAGCAUAGCCAGUCAUGACACUAUGCGCCUGCAAGUCAAAGAAAUCAUCUGGGACGACGGCUCAUUCAGCCAGAGUCCUCUUGAAGAAGUUGUAGAGCAGGACGGGGAGUAUUAUGGACAAGUGAGCGGUCUGCCGUAUGAGAAGGUUCCUGCGGAGCAGGGGUCCUCACCAAAGUUCUGUCCAAAUUGGUUCUCGCAGGAAUGCGAUGAGAAUAUCUCGGGGUUCGCUGCAGAUAAAUUUGGUCCCGGAAUGGCGGAAGAGAUGAUGUGGUGGAUGAUGAAGCUUCAGAGGCCCCUGCCGUGGAAAUCAUGGGAAAUGUAUAAGGAGUAUCUGCGAGACCAGCUUGAAGUACUUGAUUCCGAGGCGGAUGUUGAAGCACUCAAGUUUGGUCUGGAGCAGUUUCCUGCUCUUAGGAGGAUAACUAUCAUCCCGACAGCGCACAGGAAACUCUUUGAACCGUUAUACCCAACGCCUAACAUACGGAGCUUUUCGUGUAUAUUCAAUUACCCCAUUCCGCAGCCAUGGCCAGUCUCGAACGAGGAUACAUUUCCCGUCAACGCUACGCCAUGGACCGAAGAUGCCGAGGAGUUUCUCAAAGAAAGAUGGCGAGGCUUCCGGGUAGUUACGAGGUGUCUUGCAGAGCAAGCUGGUAAACACCACGUUUCGGAACUGGUCAUUGAUCCGGGAAACCUCAAAACUGGCAUUAACUACAAUAUCUUCAAUACUCCUUGUCGAGAACUCUCUAACUUUACCACAAUGCUAGAGCAACCUGGCUUCAAGCGGCUUGAUCUAACUCUCUUUGUCGGUGGGAACGAGGAUAUCGUCUGGACACCGUUUAAAGACAGCCAUUACCACUCCGCCUUUUCCAAAUGCCCAGAUCUAGAGCAUAUUACCUUCGGCACGGAUAGGGGCAUCUAUGCAACCGAGGAGCUGUCGAUGGAACAUUUCACUUCCCUGCUAUCUCUUUUCCCCGUGCAGAAGUGGUCGAAGCUCCGACACUUUGGCCUCUCAAGCUUUCCCGUGGUACAGUCUGAUAUCAUUGACUUGCUCGAUGCGAUGCCUUUGACGCUUCGGACCGUCGAACUAACCGGGUUACUCUUCAUCAACGACGGGGAGAAUUACAACUCUCUGCUGACUGCAAUGCGUGACACGCUUAAUUGGAAAGAGAGAGCCGUUGGGGACAGGCCUCAGGUAACUUUCUGGACGAAAAGCUCUGUCAACAUGCUGCAUGCGCACAUGCAGAAGACCGUCAGCAACUAUCUGUAUGGCGAUGGAGAGAACCCGAUGAAGGUUGGACCUGAUAGGAAGAUGUAUUUUUCGGGGUAG